AUGGCCGAUGACAAAUCUUACCGUAUGCUAGUGCUUCUUGAAGAUGCGCUACCAAAUGCUGGCGGUUCAAAGGAUGAAACGAAAAACGACGCGAAGGCUACACAUGAGUUUGUUGAUGAGUUGAUUCUUCCGUUUGACGUAGACGCUUUGGAAGAACUGAACGAGUGGUUCGAUGCAUUUGACGCUGCUAUAUGUAUACCUAACGAGGGAUUCAUCAAGUAUGAAAUUAGCAGCGAUGGGCUGGUGGUGCUACUUUUGGACCGUUCACGCGAAAAGGUCGUAGAUGAGGUGCGGAAGUUUGUCGAAACGCAUGCGUGA
Molecule: messenger RNA, 318 nt
Organism: Lachancea mirantina
Lineage: Eukaryota; Fungi; Ascomycota; Saccharomycetes; Saccharomycetales; Saccharomycetaceae
Source: the annotation of a GenBank genome assembly